Molecule: messenger RNA, 4656 nt
Organism: Erpetoichthys calabaricus (reedfish)
Lineage: Eukaryota; Metazoa; Chordata; Cladistia; Polypteriformes; Polypteridae
Gene: fam13c
Product: family with sequence similarity 13 member C
Exons: 22
Coding region: 193-3180 (995 amino acids)
Biological process (GO): signal transduction
Source: RefSeq, a predicted model, not a curated record
UCUGUUUCACUCCUUUAAAAUAAAUUCUUUUUCAAACUGAAAAAAAUCAGUGAUUGUAUUGCAUAGCUUGUACUUUUGUUUUUAAGGGGAGAAUCUGAUUUUUAAAUACUGGCACCAUCAGCCCUGCUAAUGUUUCAAAAGGAAGGCUGCAGACGAACAAGAAUAUGAAAUGUUUUCUGUCUUACAUACAACAUGGGAUCAAGUGCUUCCUUUUCUCUUUGUCAAUCGCAGUCUGCAGUAAGUAUUGACCAGAACCAUGUCAAAGUCAGCCCAUUCAGUCCGUGCAUCUUUGGUGUAUCAUUAUCAAUCCUGCAAAAAAAUGGGAUGACACUGGAUGGAGUUCCAGCUGUUGUUCACAGUAUAGUGGAGUACAUAGAUAGCCACGGUUUGGAACAGAAAGGCCUUUUUCGUAUCAGCAGUUCACUUAAUAAGCUGAAACUCCUAAGAGAAAAAUAUGAAAGGGGAGAGGAUGUGGAUCUCUCAGAAGAAGGGGGUGUUGAGCAGGCAGCUUCUGUUUUAAAACUAUUUCUCCGAGAAUUGCCAGAGGCAGUAAUUCCCACUUCAGUACACAUUGCAAUUGGUAAUGCCUACAAAGACAAUAAAGACAAUCCUGCACUAAACCAUCAGAUAAAGAUGCUUUUGUUGGGUCUUCCCCAGGAACAUUAUAAAUUGUUUAAGUUCAUUGGUGCCUUCCUCAUUAAAGUGGCAUCUCACAGCGAAGUAAAUCAAAUGACCACGGAGAACCUGGCCACAGUAUUUGGACCCUGCAUUUUUCAUGUUCCAUUUGGAUCCGACAUGCAAGAAGAGCAGCUGCUGUGUAAUCAGAUCCUGUUGCACAUUCUGAGAAACUUUUCUGAUAUUGUGGAAGACAAAACAGAGGUCAGACAAGAAGUCUACACCGAGCAACAGGUCAUGGAGGUCUGUAGUGAAAUAUCUCCUUUGGCUGAGAGUUUGCCUCCAGAAGAAGAGAAUAGUGCUGAUCUUUUGCAGUCUCUUCAAUCAAGAGAUUUUCUAGUACAGGAAACAUCAAAUACUCCAACCCCUGUGCUUUUUGCCAAAUGUUUAGUUCAUUCUUUGCCAACGGAUGAAAAAGUGUGGGAGAUACGUGUGUCUCAAGUGCUAGAAAACUCUCCUUUGACAACUACUGGUACAUCUCAUAUUAAAUCUGAAGUUUCAAGACCAGAAGAAGAAAUACUGUUGUGCAGUGAAAAAAGUUUUUAUACUUCUAGCCACCAGGAUAUCAGGAAGGUUGAUAUAAAUCAUUGGGAAGUCACUGCUGCCUCCUUGUCUGCCAGAGAGCGCAGACGUCUACUGAAAGCACAGGAGGAAGGCUGCAGUAUCCAAAACUUACAGAACAAGAAUAAGGAAAACAUCCCAUGCAGCAUCUCCUCUGAUGAUGAAAGCCAGCUGAAGCUGAAUGAUUUUGUACCAUAUACUGAGAUAGAACACACAGAAUAUGGGAUUAAAACCUUUGAUGUUGAUUCUGCAGGAAAGAUGCCAGAAUUGCACAGUGGCCUAACUGCAUUACCAGAGCACAGUUACAGCCAGAACACAGAUAUAAAAUUACAGUACGUUCCAGUGUACAGAAACAACAUGGCACUUGCAGAGCUGGAGCACAGCCCAAAUAUUUCUUCACAGAAUAUAGAGGCAGAGGAUUUGCCAACCAGCAUGGUAAGCCCCCAGCAUGAUACUUCAAGUGACUUUCCAGCAUUUAGAGAGAGCUCCUUCUUGAAGCUGCAGGCCCUGGAAGUUGACCUGUGCUCCACGUUUCUGCCGUCGCAGGAGGACAGUGCCCAGGGACAGAACCACAAGGAGCCGAGCCUACCACCUGGACGCGGUGGCAGGGAAGCUGAGGGCAGUCCGGCGGAGCAAUGCCAAUGUGUUUUUCCUUUCAUUGAUUUCAAAUUAUUGCACCAUCAGGGAGGUAGUGAGGAGGCACUUCCAUCCGUAAGAGUCUUGCAACAUGAAAGCGAUAGCACUGCUGAAGAGAACCAAUCUCCAAGGACCAGCCAGCUCCUACACCAUAUCACUGAUGGUGACAAUCCUCUUCCAUCCCCUCGCUGUCCUAGCCUUACACAAAGCCAGAGGUUUAACAUGGAUCCAGAAUUAGCUCCUUCACCACCUUGUUCUCAGCAAUUUAUAAUGGCACGUGGACUUGUUAGUGCAAGCUCCUCAGAGGAUGCAAAGGAAUCUACUACAGUAGCGAUGCUAACAAAGCAUAUCCAGAACCUGAAGAAGAAAAUUAGGAAAUAUGAAGAACAAUUUGAACAGGAAAGGAACUAUAGGCCUUCUCACAACGACAAGACGGCACAUCCAGAAAUUAUGAAGCUGAUGAAUGAUCUUGCCAAAUCUCGUAAACAGUUAAAAGACCUUAAAUUAAAGCUAUCUGUAGAAGAGAUGCAUAAACAUGAAACUGAGCAGAGGGAAAUGGAAUCGGACUUAACUGGAGUUAAUGUUGAGCAUCAAGGUGCAGUAGAAUCACAGCAACAGAAACCUUCUAUUGAAGAGACUGUGGAAUGUCUAAUAAAACGUUUAAUGGAGAAACGGCAAGCACUAGGUCUUCCAGAGAAUAUGAAGGAAAUGACACACAAACAAAUGGCACUGGAGAAAGUUACUCUGCAGAAAAGUUUGCUUUAUUUUGAAACUCUUCAUGGACGUCCGUGUACAAAACAAGAAAGGAAUCUUAUGAAGCCGCUCUAUGACAGAUACAGGAUGAUCAAACAGCUCCUGUGUGCAUCUCCAGCCAUCACCACAAUUGAGGAAGAGGGUUCUGAUGAAGACAGUUUACAACAGAGCCCAGAACCACCUACCAGAAUAAUAUCGCAGAUUUCAACAGAGGAGUCUUUGUGUUCUCAGGAAGACGAUAAUGAGCCGGCCUUCGUGUCUCCCUUAGACGAGAUGAAAGCUGUUAGACAGCCAGCUGUUCCAAUAUCUCAUUUACAUGAAGCCUCCAUGCCUGAACUGCUGGAACACCUCAGAGAAACCAGAGCCGACAAGAAAAGGCUUCGGAAAGCAUUAAGAGAAUUUGAAGAACAAUUUCUUCGGCAGAUGGGAAGGAACGCUCAGAAAGAGGAUCGAAUCCCGAUGGCUGAGGAAUAUUACGAAUACAAACAUAUCAAGGCCAAACUUCGAUUGCUGGAGGUUCUUGUUAAUAAACAGGAUGCCUCCAAGGCCAUUUGAAAGAUUGAUUUUUACUUUCUUUCUUUCUAUGAAGCGUGUUUGUGCCAUAGAGACACACACUAACUACAAUGCACUUUAUCAGUCACCUUCUUUGGAAGAUGAAGCAAAGAGAAGACGGCGGCUGCUAAGCACCAGUUCUCUUGACAUGGCGGCGUCGGAGGAGGACGUGCAAUGGGGCUACUUGAUGGUGAAGUGUCACAUCGGACCUUAUUUCUAAAUUGAUUCUCGUUCUCCUGUAAAGUCACGUUGCUUGAAGAAGAUAAUCUUUCUUUUUUAAUUUGAUAUAUUUUUUUGGACCUUUAUGUAUUUUCUCCUCUUGUUUGAAGCUUUAUGGAAACGAACAGCACACGCAUCUCACUCAGGGUGAUAUGCAGAAAAGCAUGCAUCUGACGGAGCCCACCGCCUUUGUGCCAAAUCGAAUGUCUCUUGCCUAGAAUGACUGAUGAUUAUUUUUCAAAUCAACAGCGUUAUUAAUUCAUGGUGGGUUUCAACAGCAGAAACCACCCGUUGGCAUUUUCAGGGGAACUGAACGGAGGGUCGUCUGCAUCAUCAAGUAGUCGCGUUGAUAUGCAAUGAUAGAAACGAGCCAGGACGAGAGGGCGAUGGACGUGUUCGGCGUUUCUUUUUGUUUCAAUACAGCACUUUAUUUGUACACAAGGGGAACAGCAUUUUAUUUUUUAACCAAAGCGCUUUAAAAUUGUGCAGCUAAUGGUUGUUUACAGGCUUCUAGAUACUAAGAGCCAAAAAAAAAAACAGAGAUUUAGAUUGUUAUCCACAGAUGUCCGUCCACCACAGACGCAACACUAGGUGGGCUUCACCCGGGGGGUCAGGAAACAUGCAACCUGCAAAACUUGCACUCUUGUUAUUCCUUUUGCAGUGUAAUAUUCUUUUUAUUUGAAAUUGAUGUACAUUUUACGGCAUUUUAAUAUGGAAUGUUUCUGUAGUACAGUAAUGGUUACUGUGUUAACAUUUUGGUUGUUUUAUUUUUGUUUUGUUUUUUUUUUGACCUGCAGUGUGUAAAGAUUUACUGAGAAAUAUCUCUUUAAAGAUACAGUUUAGGGGUUUUAUUUUGGUUUUGUUAUGUGAGCUUUGAUCUUUCUCUGUUAGUGUUAAGGAAAACAGAUUUUGAUUAAUGCCUCAGUUUGAUCAUUUCAUUUUAAACACGGCCAUUACUAUAUAGCAUGCAGUGUAUAUGCAUGUGGGGAAAAACAAAAUGUCAUUUUCUUAUUUCCUAAGCAGAUGUCUGAUGUGCGCCAUUCGGAUUUGUUUGGUUUCCUUCCUCUGAACCUGCCUGCUCUCCAACGGAUUGCGCGAGCCGCUGAAUUAACCGUAGCUUACUUAGUGAAAGGGUUCAUCAGCUUGACGACAGCGGAGUCUCACAAGUGCAUCAAUUGUUAGGUUUGAAACUCGUGAUAGUGUGUUUGUACAUUUUUUUUAUACAAAAGUGAAAAAUAAAUAUUUUUUCUAUCACAUUUA